AUGGAUACAAUCAACGUCUUCAUCUCGUCCUUUGCCGGCCUGUCGCUACCUCGCACACUGUCUCUUCCUGUGCCAGCCGACACCUCUAUCGCGACCUUCGCAUCACUUCUCUCCACCCACCUUCCACCUCACGCCGACAACCUUCUCCUCUCAACCACAACCUGUCGCAUCGACACCACAUCAACCUAUCCACUCCGCUCGCUCUUGUCCAGCAAUGAUUGUCCAACAUUCCUNCCUCUGCACCUCAGCGCACGCCUUCUCGGUGGCAAAGGUGGUUUCGGCUCCCAACUCCGCGCAGCCGGCGGCCGCAUGUCCUCGCGCAANAACCGCAACCGCAACCCCGACCAAAUAAACGGCAGCAACCGCAACCUCGACGGCCGCCGUCUACGCACAAUCACCGAAGCCAAAAACCUCGCCGAGUAUCUGGCCCUCAAACCAGAAAUGGACAAGAAGGAAAGGGAAGAGAGAAGGAAACGCUGGGAGGCUGUUGUGGAGGCCGCAGAGAGGAAAGAAGAAGAGCUCAAAAAGGGAAACAGGAAUGCGAGGUUGGAUGGCGAGUGGGUCGAGGCGAAAGAGGAGGCUGAGCAAAAGACUAGGGAUGCUGUAUUGGCGGCUAUGAAAGCAGGCUUGAUCGAGGGUGAUGAGCCUGUGCUUGAGAGGACUGGCAGUGAAACUUCUGAUGGUAGUGAUGCUCAGCCAGAGGCCUCGAGUUCCGCAUCCAGCGACAAUGACGACGUGCAAGCCACCAAGCCUGCUCCGCCUACUACUCGCGCCUUUUUCGGCUGGGACGACGAGGACGACGAAUUCAUGAGCGACGACGAAGAGGGUGAAGAUGAUGCUCCUGCUGAGCUUGAGGCUGCACCCAUUGCAUACGAGGGCAAAGGCAAGACCAAGGCAUGA
Aureobasidium vineae is the source of this 900-nucleotide messenger RNA. NCBI's taxonomy places the organism in Eukaryota, Fungi, Ascomycota, Dothideomycetes, Dothideales, Saccotheciaceae. The record is from the annotation of a GenBank genome assembly.